CAGGACCGUCAGAGCAAUAAAGCAGCCAGUGCGCAGCACUUUUACUGAUAAGCUGAAAUCAGCAAACAGCCUGAAAUGUCGGUAAAGUAAAAACUAAAAAAGCUUCUGAGACACCAAAUUAUUCACAGCAAGACGUGUGCAGGUUUCACCAAUUUAAGUUGUAUGGUUAAAUCUGAAAUACCGCAAAACAUGUUUACUAUUAAAGGCCAAUGACGCAACUGUUCGCUUAUCAGUGUAACGGUCUGUCGGUCCGCUGCAGCGUGCAGCUCCACUCCGGGCUGCGGGAUUUAAACCCGUUUGAAAUGACGUGUGUUGAAGUGUAACAUCUUAAAACGGGCGAGGCUGGUGUUGACCGCCUUGCUGACAGGCUUCAUGCGGGCCUUAGUUGCCCGUUACGUUUCUUUCGAUAACACGUUACUCUUAGUAGUUGACAGCAGGACGGUGGACACCGCGUGUGGACGUCACAAACUGUGUUUAAUGCAAAAGCGAGGCGGUGUCGGAGGAGUUCAAUAUACCUACAUAUACGUGAACAACUGGCUCAAGGAGCAGCAAAAAAAAAAACCUUACCUUUUUUAAACACUGACAGUGGAUAUGAGUGUGACCGUGUGAACCCCGAAUGAACUGGACGAAUGCUGUGGGCGGGGUUUAGUGCUAUUUAACGGACCCAAUCGAGCGUGUCACUCACUGACAGUUCGUUCAACAAGUGCGCGAGAGUCAGACGCGGUCAAAUGUAAAAGAUAUACUAUCCCCUUAUUUUCCAGUUUUUUUAUUAUUAUUAUAGUUUCAGUUUUAGUUUAUAGUAUAGUUUUUAUUUGAGCUACAACCAGGUGUUGAUGAUGUGGGGAGGCAGUCUGAUUGUGUUCUCCUAUCUCGCGGUCCAGGUGACAUCACAAGAAAUUAAAGUGGAGUGUCGUGAAUUUCAUGUUUUCCCUCCUUACAGUAACAUCACUCCGUCUGUCCUGGCGGACCUGAGAGUGAAGCUAGUGACAGUGGGAGAAAAAGAUAUGAUGAACAUAAGCUGGGCAAUCAACAUUGAUGCGAGUAAUAAAUACCUGACAGGCAUUCGGAUCGUAAUUAUGGGGCAACCAACGUACCACUGUACAUACAAACCAGUUUUGUCCGAGGCAGGCAUCCGUGGAUCAGUGCAGAAAUGGUUUUAUUAUUUAGUAGAGGCAAGCUAUGGCUUCAACAGCAUCCAAGCUGCCAGUCUGCCAUUUUCUCUGUCGGAGAGCGUCAUCGCUUACAAGUUAGCUACAAUCACAAUUCCUCGCCCAACACGGCGUGUGACAACAAAGCCUUGUACAGUUCCUAUAGAAAACAGAACAGAUGCUGUCCCUGGUAAUGUCAACUUCACCAGAAUAGCGUUGGCCGUUUUUGGACUACUGGCCGGUUUGAUGAUCCUGAGUUCCUGCUACAUGAUAUAUAAAAGAUGUGGCGCCAACGUUGCGAGCUCAUUGGGUUUCAAAAGGUUGCCUACAUCUCCCGUGGCACCCGUCCCUGUCCUUGUGGUGUACCCUGCUGAGGAUUCAGCCUUCCAGCAGGCAUUGGUGGCCCUCACGGAGUUCCUGCAGGGGUACGGCGGAUGCAGCGUGGCUAUCGACAUGUGGGAGCAGAGGAAGAUUGCAGAGCUAGGGCCAAUGCGCUGGCUGGCAGAAAAGGCCAAGAAUGCACACCGAGUCCUCAUUGUGUGCCCAAAGUCCUCUUCACUGCCCAGUCACUCUCCUCCCAACCACACCUUUCCAGAGCCUUCAAUCCCAGCUUCAGCUCAUGACCUUUACCCCCUGAUUCUCAACAUGGUGGCAGGCCACGCAAAGAGUGCCAGCGACUUGGCUAAGUUCUGUGUGGUGCAGCUGGGCGAGCAGCAGGACAAGAAGCCUAGCAACCUUGCGCUGGAACUAAGGGCCUGCAAAACUUUUCGUUUGAUGAAGGACUUAAACAAGCUGUGCAGGAGUCUUCAUUCCGAGAGUCAGGAUGACAAGAAGAUAUCAGAUCUGAUCUUCAGACCGGGGUUUGAAAAGUGUACAGUGAAGUUAAGAGAAGCUGUAGAAAAGCUUCAGCCAAACAUUUCCAGAAAAGCAGAACCACUGAAAUCUGUGGCUACCAUUGUUUGAAAAUGUGUAAUGACAAUGUUUAGAUUGCUUGAUAAAGAAGGUGGGUCAGAAUAGUUGAUAGUGAAUAGCUGAGUCUUUCAUUACGCUUUCUAAAGAGCAUUUACAUCUAUUUUAUUCUAUAUAGCAUAGACAUAUGCUUAUUUUGGUAACCCAAACACUGGCUUGGACACUGAUAAUAUAAAUACUUAUAUAUUGUUAUAAUGUUAUGCUUUUGUCAGGCUACUCAAAUUCAGAAUAACACAUAGAGGGUGAAAUUUGUGUCUGGGAAUGUGCGGCUGUCUCGUCUUGGAAACAACACACCCGAAUGUCAUUGAUCUCAUCGAAAUGUUGACUGGCCUUGCAUGGCGCAGUCCUGUGAGAUGAAAUCAUCCACCUCCUUGAUCGCUCAGCACCAAUCAGAAAUUAAGAUGAUGCAUAACCUGUGAUGAAAUCUGUGUAUGUAAAGGCCGGGUUUUCCGGUUAUAGGGCAGAGUUGUUGUGACUCCCCUGGUAUUGCAAUCUCAGCCCUUAUGCUUUGCUUGUGAUCAGAGAAAUAAAUCUACCAGAACGA
Cyclopterus lumpus (lumpfish) is the source of this 2661-nucleotide messenger RNA. RefSeq names its product interleukin-17 receptor B. Lineage: Eukaryota; Metazoa; Chordata; Actinopteri; Perciformes; Cyclopteridae. Gene Ontology annotation, molecular function: interleukin-17 receptor activity. The record is from RefSeq and is a predicted model, not a curated record. Bases 834 to 2111 code for a protein of 425 amino acids. The transcript is spliced from 9 exons.